Coprinopsis cinerea okayama7#130 is the source of this 801-nucleotide messenger RNA. RefSeq lists its product as hypothetical. The transcript has 2 exons. NCBI's taxonomy places the organism in Eukaryota, Fungi, Basidiomycota, Agaricomycetes, Agaricales, Psathyrellaceae. The record is from RefSeq and is a predicted model, not a curated record. Bases 1 to 801 code for a protein of 266 amino acids.
AUGUCCUCUUCACCAUCUCCGUCGCCCUCAUCUUCCUCAACAACACCAUCAACAUCCUCCCCACUCCCCAGCGCACCCCCAGCAACCAAAGACCCGCGCCUAACACCCAUCAUCGUCGCACUCGUCAUCAUCGGCGUCGUCCUCCUCGGCCUCAUCGCCUGGCUCACCAUCAAAGUCCGUCGGAAAGAGCGGAGUAGGAUAGGGGACGGCUCGGGUGGGGAUGGGGAUGCAAGUGGAAGUGGGAGUGGAAGUAAGAGAGGAAGCACGAGAGGCCCGUAUCACGGCACGAGUAUAUGGGAGAGGACACAUCCAGCUGCGAAGAUCACGCCGUUUGGGGCGCCGAAUCAUGCACCGAGGUUUGACCACAAACCAGGCGCCGACAUGCGCAUCGCCUACCGCCGCCCAGACGGCGCCUGGCACUUCACAGACUCGCGUACACCAUUCACACCAGCCGGCGUCUCCGACCUUGAGAACACCCCCUCUCCCUCCCCCAUGUCCUCCUCCUCCGCCUCCCUUUUCUUCCCUCGGUACAACGGGAGUACCGCCAGUGUGCAUAGUCCGAGUGCACUGAGUCCAAGCACCUACGGAUACGGAAACGGAAACGCGAGCACGUCGACGCUAGGACUCUACCCCGACAACCCGAUGUCAGCUAAAGAACAGGAAGUGCGGGCUAUGAAACUCGCUGCUGCUGAACCCCCCAAGGACCGGCGGUACGACGAGGACGAGGAGGCGUGGAGAACGUACGAGCCUCUCACGCCCCCGCCGCCUGCGUAUCGGAGACAUUCGAGGGAUGAAUCGUGA